AUAUUUUAUUUGUGAAAACCUUGAGGUUAACAAAAAAAAAAAAAAUAUAAGUAAAUAAAAAUAAAAAGUUGGCGCUAAAGCAAAGAUUUUAAACAGUACACAACUUGAAAACAGUUAUACUGCUUUGGAAAAUUAUUACUCAUUGGUAAAUCACACCCGCUAAUCUUAUCUCUUAGUUAACGAAAAGUAUCAAAACAAGACAAAACAAAAAUUUCACACUGCCAUAAAUUGCGAAAAAUUUAAAAUCAACUAAUAAAUACAUUUUGAAAAAAUGGGCGAACGUCGCGGUACAAAAGCUCUGGAGUUAUGGUGCAGACGUAUGACGGAGGGUUAUCCGGGUGUCAAAAUCGAUAACAUGACCACUUCAUGGCGAGAUGGCUUGGCAUUUUGCGCUAUGAUACAUCAUUUCCGCCCAGAUUUAAUUGAAUUCGACAAACUCAACAAAGCCGAUGUAUAUUACAACAACGAAUUGGCCUUCACAACAGCGGAAAAAUAUUUGGGUAUACCUGCCUUGUUGGAUGCUGUAGAUAUGGCCACCUACGAAGUACCCGACAGAUUGUCAAUACUUACUUAUCUAUCACAAUUCUAUCAAGUAUUUGCCGCACAAGAUUCACCCAACAGACUGAAACGUCCAUCGCCAACUGCAUCUGCGGAAAAGACACAAAUCACCAAGACAGCUGGACCACCGCCGAAGAUGGCCCACGUUGUUGGCGUACCCAAACGAGAUCCGUGUCAGAAAUGUCAGCUACCCGUCUUCCUCGCUGAACGUCUAUUGGUCGGCAAGAAAGUUUAUCAUCGCACUUGUCUGAAAUGUGCACGUUGUGGCUCACAACUCACACCCGGUAGCUUCUAUGAGACCGAAGUAGAUGGUGAAUAUUGCUGUGAAACAUGUCCCGACGAGGAAGUGCAAUUGAACGCGUCUACUGGAGGUGAUUUAGCAGCCAGUAGUGUACAAUUACGGCGUGGAAGUGAUGAUCAAACACCCUCCACUUCUAGCACUUUCAAGACGGCGCUGCCGAAGAAUGCGCGCAGUUCUAUAGCCGAUCGUUUGGCAUUCUUUGAGCAAGCUAAAAAGGAUGCCAACUCACCGAAAAGCAGUGAAACAGCAGCAAGCAGUAAAUUUUUGUUACAAAAAAGCGUCUCCGACGAAGAGAAAAGUAAGAGUUUGCAGCGCAUGGAAGCGCCGACCACAACGUCGACAUACAAAAUAAAUAGCGCGCUUAGCAGUUUUCUCAACGACACCAUCGACGGUGAGGGUGCGGGUGAGAGUGAGGAUGCGGAUGCGGAAAGCUUGUCACACAAUACAGUUGGUAGUAAAUCCGGUACGGAGACACAAAUGGAGACGUCAGAUACAGAAAAUGAUGCGGAGGAGCCCAGUUUGGAUGACGUUGCGCCCGCAUUACCUAGAACACAACCACCCUCAGUGGCAGAGGAGGCACAGCAAACAAAUGAUGUUUACAAAGAGAAAGCUGCGGCCGAAAAUAAACGGUUUACAGCCACCGCGCAGUUGCAGCUAGGGUCAACAGCCCAAGAAACUGCACAGCCGCAAGCGUUCGAGUCGACUGAAGAGACAUACGAAGAAAUUAGCGAGCAAAUUGCAAACGAGAGAAAGACGGAGUUAAAUGUAACAACAACUACAGCUUCUCUGACGACACCACUUCGAGAACAAGCUGAUAACGUAAACAAUAAUGGUCAUCAACAGGACGAUUUCAAAACGAUACCAACAAAAGCGGCCGAACAAAAAGCGCAAACAAGCCUAACAGCAACAAAUAAUUUAGAUUUAAGCGAACCUAAUUCUAAUGAAGAUGUUACCAAAGACCAGAUUGCUGAUACGAACGUAAUUGCUGCAGCAACAGCACAGACGCCAACACAGGUUCCCUCCGCGUUGGCAAGCAACACUACGGAAAAGCUGGAAAAAUUGCGUGCGAACCUAAAAGAAUUGGAUACGGAGAGUGGUACCGAAAAUAUGGACACCACCAAUGAGAAACCUGUCGAGAUGCGCGUCAAGUCACUGGAGUCGCCAGAGGAUAAGGCAACCACUGAGCGGCUUAGUGUGGUGCGUGCGCGUCUGCAACAAUUCGAAGUAAUUGCAAACAAACAUAAUAAUAAUGCUAGCGAAGAGAAGCAAGCCGAUAAUAAUACGCAUAAUGAUAAUAAUACCGUUACUAAUAAUGAUGUUAAGCUAAGUGAACCUGAAAUUGUUAGUACUAACACUAAUAGCUAUAAGAAGAUACUGAAUACCGGUGUUGAAGUGGCCGCCAAAAUGGAUGAGACGAACUCUACGACAGCAUCCACACCAGCUACAGCAACUACAACAAGGGCAAGUAAUGAAACUAGAGAAACCGAAAGUUUAACUAAAGAAAAUCUCGAAGAUGAAGCAAAACUACGAGCAAUGGAAAUAGAGAAGUCGGAAAAGAUUGAAACUAAAACAAGAGAAAUCAUGGAACUCGAGGAGUCAAAUGUAAAUGAAGUGCCUUUAGAAUUGGAAACAGAAGUAAAAGACAAUAACAUAGUAUUAGAUGUAAAACAAGGUAGCGAACCCAAGCCCGCAUUGCGAACACCAACAAUAACGCCGAGAAUAGAAGUAAGCAAAGUGGAGCACAGCGAAGAAGCUGCUACAAAAGACUUAACUGCAACGAAGCAGGCUGCCAAGGAAGGUGAAAGUAUUGAUAGCACUUCGCAGCCAACCCCAGUCGCCGCUGCUCGAGCAGAAAUAGUAGAAAAACUAACAGCAACACCCAACAAAACCACACCUGAUGAAUAUCCCGAAGACUUGAACCCCUUCAAAUCCGACGACGAAGAUGAAGAGGCAGAUAUGAACAAGGAAAAUCUACAAACCCCGCAGUGCAUGGAAAUAAGAACACCACAACCGCGUACCGUUAGCAGUGACAAUACAAGCACAAACGCUAAAUCCACAGAAAAACCACAAAGUCUCAAUCCAUUCGAUAGUUCCGAUGACGAGAUCGAACUGGAGAAGUCAUCACGCAAUUCAACAGCAGCAUCUACGCCUUCAACUGGUAAGGUGCCACCACCACGUCCACCACCACCACGCAUUUCACGCAAUCCAUUCGGCGAAGAGGCCGACGAAGUGGCAUCGAACUUUUCACGUCGUUCCAGUUUGUCAUCGUCGCUGACAAAAAAGACGCCGGUACCCACGCCACGUACAAAUCUGUAAGUAGCAAUGAGUAAUG
Ceratitis capitata (Mediterranean fruit fly) is the source of this 3191-nucleotide messenger RNA. Its product is annotated as EH domain-binding protein 1. Lineage: Eukaryota; Metazoa; Arthropoda; Insecta; Diptera; Tephritidae. The transcript has 6 exons. The record is from RefSeq and is a predicted model, not a curated record. Gene Ontology annotation, molecular function: protein binding. Bases 272 to 3175 code for a protein of 967 amino acids.